Messenger RNA from Brenthis ino (lesser marbled fritillary), 1695 nucleotides. NCBI's taxonomy places the organism in Eukaryota, Metazoa, Arthropoda, Insecta, Lepidoptera, Nymphalidae. The record is from the annotation of a GenBank genome assembly.
AUGCAAAAUUUAUUCAAAACAUCACGCAAGCACUAUUAUUAUUCUAUUUUGCAAUAUCGUAAAUAUGCGAAAGAAGUGCGUUUUGGACCUGAUGUAAGAUCUCUUAUGUUAAAGGGAGUUGACAUACUUGCUGAUGCUGUAGCAGUCACAAUGGGACCAAAAGGUCGUAAUGUGAUUUUAGAACAGGGAUUUGGUCCACCAAAAAUAACAAAAGAUGGGGUAACUGUUGCAAAAGGUAUUGAAUUGAAAGACAAGUUUAAAAAUAUAGGUGCAAAACUUGUUCAAAAUGUUGCCAAUAAGACCAACGAAGAAGCCGGUGAUGGUACUACAGCUGCUACUAUUUUGGCUAGAGCAAUUGCUCGAGAAGGUUUUGAGAGCAUUUCAAAAGGUGCUAACCCUAUUGAAAUAAGAAAAGGUGUAAUGCUAGCAGUGGAAACUGUGACAGAACAUCUGAAAAAAAUUUCUAAACCUGUUCAAACAUCCGAAGAGAUAGAACAAGUAGCUACUAUUUCUGCGAAUGGAGAUAGGAGUAUUGGAAAACUAAUAGCACAUGCUAUGGAUAAAGUGGGAAAAGAUGGAGUUGUAACAGUUAAAGAUGGUAAAACACUAGAAGAUGAAUUAGAAAUAAUAGAAGGAAUGAAAAUUGAAAAAGGUUACGUUUCUCCAUUCUUCAUUAACUCAACUAAAGGACCGAAAGUGGAAUAUAGUGAUGCUUUGAUUCUGUACUCUGAUAAAAAGAUAUUUUCUGCUAAUCAAGUUGUGCCUGCGUUGGAGAUAGCUAAUAGCCAAAAAAGGCCACUUGUUAUAAUAGCUGAGGACUAUGAGGGUGAACCAUUAUCAGUUUUAAUAGUUAAUAAAUUGAAGAUUGGCUUACAAAUCGCUGCUGUAAAAGCACCUGGUUUCGGUGAAUAUAGAAAAAAUACUUUAAUUGAUUUAGCUAUUGCUACAGGAGGCGUUGUAUUUGAAGAUAAUGAAAACUUAAUUCGAUUGGAAGAUUGUCAGCUUGAAAGUCUUGGAAAAGUUGGUGAGGUUAUCAUUACAAAAGAUUCAACCAUCUUAUUGAAAGGACAGGGAGAUAAAGAAGAAAUUGAACGAAGAAUUGAACAAAUACGUAUCGAGUAUGAUGAAACUCCUAGUGAAUUCGAUAAACAAAGGCUUUUAAAUCGAAUUUCUAGGCUAAAAUGUGGUGUAGCUAUACUGCACAUUGGAGGUUGUAGUGAAGUAGAAGUAAACGAAAAGAAAGAUCGAGUAAAUGACGCUCUUAAUGCUACGAGAGCUGCAAUCGCGGAAGGAAUAGUACCUGGAGGGGGAGCUGCUUUGGUGCGAUGUAUACCUGUACUAGAAAAGUUAAAACCAAUAAAUUCUGAUCAAGCAAUCGGUAUUAAUAUUAUAAAAAACGCUUUGCGUACACCGUGUUUAACAAUAGCCAACAACGCUGGCUAUGAUGGUUCUGUUAUCGUAUCAAAAGUUGCAAAAAUGGGCUUACAUUUUGGAUAUGAUGCCUUAAAUAAUGAAUAUGUUGAUAUGAUAGAAAGAGGAAUUAUAGAUCCAACUAAAGUUGUUAGAAGAGCCCUAACUGAUGCUAGCGGAGUUGCCUCAUUACUAACUACUGCUGAAGCAGUUAUAUGUGAUUUUGUUUCGGAAAAUGAGCCUGUCUCAUCACUAAGCCGCGAAAUUCCAGGUGUAACAAUUUAU